AUGGCAGCUGUGUCCGCUCAAUCCAACCGCCAAUAUGUCGGCUUGGUCUCCGCCGUGAGUCUCGCCGCUCUCGUCACCAUUCCGCUGCUUACCUCCAACCUCUUGCGCAAUCGCAAGUCCAAGACCGACGAACAAUCCCCUCCACUGACCGCAAUUCCCUCCUCCCUGCCUUUGUUCGCCGAGGCCCGCCGCAUCGCCCAGAAUAAUCCCGAGAAAAUUGCCAUCGUCGAUGCCACCAAGGGUCAGAGCUUCACCUUCGGCCAGCUGCUGGCCGACGCCGCCGCCCUGAAGAAACACAUCCUCGAGGAAUUGAAGCUCACGGAGACCGGAGAUCUGGAGGAGCGACGUGUCGCCUUCCUGGCACCCAAUGGUUAUGACUACGUGGUUACACAGUGGGCCGUGUGGGCGGCCGGUGGUGUGUGUGUGCCGCUGUGCACCUCUCACCCGGUCCCGGAGCUAUUGUAUACUAUCGGUGACUCCGAUCCGUCCAUCAUUGUUUUGCACCCGUCGUUCGAACACUUUGCCCAGCCUCUCCGCGACGGAAUCACCAAAGACAUCCCGUUCAUGGCAUUGACACCCUUCACGCAAGCCGAAUCCGCCAAGUCAAUCGUCUUGCCUGCAUUCAGCCCUGUUAACUUCCUGGACCGCCGCGCCCUGAUGAUCUAUACCUCCGGCACGACCUCCAACCCCAAGGGCUGCGUCACCACCCACAAGAACAUCACUUUCCAGGCCAAAUGCCUCGUCAAGGCCUGGGAGUACAACCCCUCAGACCACCUCAUCCACGUUCUGCCCCUACACCACGUGCAUGGCAUCAUCAAUGGUUUAGCUGCCAGCUUGAUCAGCGGCGUGACGGUGGAAAUGCACCCGAAGUUCGACCCCAAGACUAUCUGGACGCGCUGGCAGGAACGCGGCUCGUCUACUAUGUUCAUGGCCGUGCCGACCAUCUACGCGCGCUUGGUCGACUAUUUCGAGACGCACAUCCGCGGUACGGAGCACGAGGAGGCUGCCCGCAGCGGCGCCAAAGCAUUGCGUCUUAUCGUCAGCGGCUCCGCGGCUCUGCCCACUCCCAUCAAGGCCAAGUUCGCCGCCAUCACCGGCCAGACGUUGCUGGAGCGCUACGGCAUGACCGAGAUUGGCAUGGGGAUCAGCUGCGGGCUGGAAGUCGAGAAGCGCAUCGACGGCAGCGUCGGCUGGCCACUGCCGGGUGUGCAGGUGCGCUUGACGGAUAAGGAGACUGGGCGCGUGAUUGACGCCGUUGACGAGGAUGGCAUGAUUGAGGUCAAGGGCAACAACGUCUUCCGCGAAUACUGGCGCCGACCCGAGGCCACGGCCAAGGAGUUCACGUCAGACGGCUGGUUUAAGACGGGUGAUGUGGCCCGGAGGGACGAGUCCGGUGCCUAUUUCAUCCAGGGUCGCGCGUCCGUGGACCUGAUCAAGUCCGGUGGGUAUAAGAUCUCGGCCCUAGAGGUAGAGCGCAAGAUGCUGGGGUUGGACGCCAUCCAGGAGGUGGCUGUCGUGGGCCUCGCGGACGAGGAAUGGGGCCAGCGUGUGGGUGCGGUGGUGAAGCAACGUGAGGGUACCGACCCUCUUGACCUGCAGACUCUCCGAGCCCAGCUGAAGCAGGAGAUGGCGCCGUACAAGAUCCCCACGGUAUUGAAGCUCGUGGACGGCAUCGAACGCAACGCUAUGGGCAAGGUGAACAAGAAGACGAUCAUCCAGAAGUACUGGCCUGAGUUAUAG
Molecule: messenger RNA, 1740 nt
Organism: Aspergillus melleus
Lineage: Eukaryota; Fungi; Ascomycota; Eurotiomycetes; Eurotiales; Aspergillaceae
Product: acyl-CoA synthetase
Exons: 3
Coding region: 1-1740 (579 amino acids)
Biological process (GO): fatty acid metabolic process
Molecular function (GO): medium-chain fatty acid-CoA ligase activity
Source: RefSeq, a predicted model, not a curated record